AUGAACUCAACCAGGCUACAGCUGUUUCUUUUCCUUCUAAUGACAUUGUUCUUCACGACACUGUCAACAGCCCAAGCAGCCCCAGCAUACUCAAAACUCUUCAGGGAAUACAUAGGAGCUGAGGACAACGGUGUCAGAUUCACAGAUGUACCAAUAGAUUCCCGAGUCGAGUUUCACUUCAUCCUCUCCUUUGCAAUUGACUACACAACAUCUUCCCAUCCUAACUGCACCAAUAACUUCACAACAUCUUCCCAUCCAAAACCCACCAAUGGCAACUUUAACGUGUUCUGGGACACAAAGAAUCUCAGCCCCUCUCAUGUUUCCGCUAUUAAGGCUAGUCAUCCAAAUGCUAAAGUUGCUCUGAGUCUUGGAGGAGAUACUGUAAAAGGUAACCAGUAUGCAUACUUCAGUCCUACAUCAAUCAAUUCUUGGGUCAGAAAUGCUAUUGCUUCAAUAGUUCAGAUAACGAAAGAAUACGAGUUGGACGGAAUUGAUAUCGACUGUGAACACUUCCAGACAGAUCCCAAUACAUUUGCUGAAUGCAUUGGGCGACUAUUAUUCCACCUUAAACAAAAUAAUGUUGUGUCCUUCACAUCAAUUGCACCAUAUGAAGAUGAUUCCGUGCAACCAUAUUACUUGGCAUUGUGGAGGAAGUAUGGGCACCUCAUUGACUAUGUUAACUUUCAGUUUUAUGCCUAUAGUAAGGGCACAACAGUAACUCAGUUUAUGAAAUAUUUUGAGACCCAGAGCUCAAAUUACAAAGGUGGCAAGAUUCUAGUGAGCAUUGGAACAGACAAUAGUGGGGGUUUGUCUCCUAAAAAUGGGUUCUUUGAGGCUUGUGCUAGGCUUAAAAGUCAGGGAAAGCUUCAUGGCAUUUUUAUUUGGUCCGCAGACGACUCCAAGAAGGCUUCUUUUCAUCAUGAGAAUCAAUCACAAAGAUUUCUUGCUAGCUAA
Molecule: messenger RNA, 954 nt
Organism: Fragaria vesca subsp. vesca
Lineage: Eukaryota; Viridiplantae; Streptophyta; Magnoliopsida; Rosales; Rosaceae
Product: chitinase 2-like
Exons: 1
Coding region: 1-954 (317 amino acids)
Biological process (GO): carbohydrate metabolic process
Molecular function (GO): hydrolase activity, hydrolyzing O-glycosyl compounds
Source: RefSeq, a predicted model, not a curated record